AUGUCUCCAGACCUAAAGCCUAUUGAGCAUCUGUGGGGCAUCCUCAAACGGAAAGUGGAGGAGUGCAAGGUCUCUAACAUCCACCAGCUCUCAAACAAAUUUGUUUGCUUCUCUCUAAAUCAAGCCGCACUGCCUUUGGUGAUCAACACUUGGCAUUUUGAGAAUGCAGCUAACGCAGCCUGGAGCGCACAGCAGAGGGGCGGCUCGCUUCUGGAUGCGGUGGAGAGGGGCUGCGCGCAGUGUGAGCUCGAGCAGUGUGAUGGCAGCAUGUGGUUCGGCGGGAGUCUGGAUGAGCGCGGAGAGACAACCCUGGACGCGAUGAUCAUGAAUAGAGACACAAUGGAUGUAGGGGCAGUGGCAGACCUACGCAGGGUCAAAAAUGCUGUGGGUGUUGCCCGAGCGGUGAUGGAAUACACAGAGCACACCUUUAUAGUGGGCGAGUCAUCCACAAUCUUUGCUCAAAACAUGGGCUUCAUGACUGAGGACUUGUCAACUAACCAAUCAAUAGCUAUUUUCUCCCAGUGGUUGCAGCAGAAUUGUCAACCCAACUAUAGAAAGGUGAUUUUUCCAGACCCUUCCGAAUCAUGUGGGCCAUACAAGCCCAAAGCCAAGCCGUGGAGGCCUAAGAAUUCUUACUAUAAAUUCUCAUUAGGAAUGGUUGCGAUUUAUAAGAACGGACAGGUGGCUGCUGCAACGUCUACCAAUGGAGCAACACAUAAGAUACCAGGCCGUGUAGGUGAUUCACCAGUGGCUGGAGCCGGGGCUUAUGCCGACAACACAGCGGGAGGAGCGGCCGCCACAGGGGAUGGAGACAUUAUUCUGAAUAUGAAUAAUAAUCAUGGAAUUUAUUGUCAAAACCCUUCUUUUGUCCAAAGGUGCUGCUUGUAA
Molecule: messenger RNA, 888 nt
Organism: Sinocyclocheilus rhinocerous
Lineage: Eukaryota; Metazoa; Chordata; Actinopteri; Cypriniformes; Cyprinidae
Product: N(4)-(beta-N-acetylglucosaminyl)-L-asparaginase-like
Exons: 8
Coding region: 1-888 (295 amino acids)
Biological process (GO): protein deglycosylation
Cellular component (GO): cytoplasm; lysosome
Molecular function (GO): N4-(beta-N-acetylglucosaminyl)-L-asparaginase activity; nucleic acid binding
Source: RefSeq, a predicted model, not a curated record